UUAUAAAGAGUGAAGUGAAUAAAAAAAAAGUAAAUCUGUUGUUUUUGGUCGCAACAAAUAUUAUUGGAAGGAUUUAUUUUUUUUUUUUUUACAUGAAUUUAUUUAAAAAUAAACGAUGAGUUUUUCGAGUGAUGAAGUAAACUUUUUAGUUUAUCGAUACUUACAAGAGUCAGGUUUUGUACAUUCUGCAUAUACAUUUGGUAUUGAAUCAAAUAUAUCACAAUCAAAUAUCAAUGGAGCCCUAGUACCACCUGCUGCCCUUCUGAAUAUCAUACAAAAAGGUUUACAAUAUACCGAAGCGGAAAUAAGUAUCGGAGAAGAUGGUACGGAACAACGUUUAGUGGAAAGUUUAAGUUUAAUUGAUGCUGUUAUGCCGGAUGUGGUUGCUAGUCGACAAAAUCAACAGAAUCAACAGAAACAAGCGGUUAAAUCGGAAAUUCAAGAUACAAAUGGCGAAGAAACGGCAGCCUCCACACAAAAUGAAAAUAUGGAAGUGGACGAUAGUAUAGAAAUUCCACCAUCAAAGUCAACCGUAUUACGUGGUCACGAAUCCGAAGUAUUCAUUUGUGCAUGGAAUCCCAUCACCGAUUUACUAGCGUCUGGAUCUGGUGAUAGUACCGCACGAAUAUGGGAUAUGUCUGAUACAUCGAGUAGUCCAAAUCAAUUGAUACUACGGCAUUGUAUCCAGAAGGGGGGUACAGAAGUACCGAGCAACAAGGAUGUUACGUCGUUGGAUUGGAACUGUGAUGGUAACUUAUUAGCGACCGGUAGUUAUGAUGGUUACGCACGGAUAUGGACUACAGAUGGUCGAUUGUCCAGUACUUUGGGACAGCAUAAAGGACCGAUAUUCGCAUUGAAAUGGAAUAAACGGGGAAAUUAUAUAUUAUCAGCUGGGGUGGACAAAACUACAAUAAUUUGGGAUGCUUCAAGUGGACAAUGUACUCAACAGUUUAGUUUUCAUUCUGCACCAGCUCUUGAUGUUGAUUGGCAAACUAAUGUUUCGUUCGCCAGUUGUUCAACCGAUCAGUGUAUACAUGUUUGUAAACUUAAUGUUGACAAACCUAUCAAAUCAUUCCAAGGACAUACGAAUGAAGUAAACGCAAUAAAAUGGGACCCACAAGGAAAUUUACUAGCAUCAUGCUCCGAUGACAUGACCUUAAAAAUAUGGUCCAUGAAACAAGACACAUGCGUUCACGAUCUCCAAGCACAUUCAAAGGAAAUCUACACAAUUAAAUGGUCCCCAACAGGACCGGGUACAUCAAAUCCCAACAUGAAUUUAAUUCUAGCAUCGGCCAGUUUUGAUUCGACUGUUCGUUUAUGGGAUGUAGAACGUGGCGCAUGUAUUCAUACGCUCACCAAACACACGGAACCCGUUUAUUCGGUUGCGUUUAGUCCGGAUGGUAAAUUUUUGGCGAGUGGUAGUUUUGAUAAAUGUGUACAUAUAUGGUCAACACAAUCAGGACAAUUGGUCCAUUCGUAUAAAGGAACGGGGGGUAUAUUUGAAGUAUGUUGGAAUUCACGGGGUGAUAAAGUGGGUGCUAGUGCAUCCGAUGGCAGUGUGUUCGUUUUAGAUUUACGUAAAAGUUAAUUUAGAUGUUAAGUAAAUUCUGUAUUUUUAGUUUUUUUCAUGAAAACUUUAUCUUGAUCAAGGAGAUCAGGCCGUCUUAUUCUCGGGCGAAGUUGGAAAUUUGAGAGGUUGUUGCUUUGGACAAGAGUCAAUUUUAAAACUACGAAUGUUUUCAUAGUAUUCGAAGUAAUAAGUUGAAAAAAGGUGUAAAAUGUUGAAAAUCUGUCGGACAAUCCGUCCUAAAGGAACAUUUAUAAUCAAUAACAACCCAAACCCCCCAACAAGAAACGGUAAAAUUUACAUUUAUCUCCGGAAUCUAAAUUCAUCAAUACCACAAUCCAAAACCUGUCGAACAGUCCGUUUUUCUGUCCGCUUUUUCUAGGUAUUCCUUAUACCUUCAAGAACAUUCAUCCUCCAUGAUGGAGGGUUUUAGGGGAGUUUCAACCCACCCAAACUAACCCAAAAAAAAAAGCCUAUACAACGAGUAUUUUGUCUUAAAGGAAAAAAUUUCUCAAAUUUUCAACCAUGCUGAAAUAACUGUUAAAAUACUUCGCCUAGAAAUCCCAGUAAGAAGAUUUUUGACAAUUUUGUCUUCAUACAAUUGUCACUCAUCAUACAAGGCAAAGAUUUACGCUAAUGAUCCUCAAAUCACAGAUGUUUUUUUUAACUAAAUACAGGGUGUCCCCUUUUUUUAAGUUGACAUAUGCUUGAAACUCAAUAACUAAAUUUUAAUCGAGGUAAAUGCUUCAAACGAAAUACAUUUUGGGGGUAAAACUUUUCAGUAUGUUUUUACUUGAACUGUAUGAUUUGCGGAAAAACUGUUUCAAAUAAAAAAUGUAACUUUUUUUAAUCAAUAACAGCUUUCUAAUUUAAAUUGUUCUUUUAUCGAUUACCAGUUAUAAACGAGUAGAGUGAGCUUUUUCAUUGAACUUGAAGACUUAGAUCAAGUUUAAUGUUCGUAAGAUGUACGCCCACAUACCUAACAUUUUUCGAAUUUCAAGCAUAUGUUAACUUAAAAAGCACACCCUAUAUAUUUGAUUUCAUUAAAAAGAUAAAUGUUAUUUAAAUUUUUAGUGCGUAAGAUAUUAUUUUUAAUUUUUCAUAUUCAGACGUCGUGGUCGUAAUCGAUGGAAUAUUUUGUCAUUUUUGUUAAUCGAGAUCUUAUCACUUGUCUCCAUAACAUUCUAUAGACCGUGGGCCAGACAGGGUGUUUUGUUAAAUGAUAAAUACAUUCUUGAAACUUUUUGAGUAUGUAAUCAAGUGGUCAUAAUGUUCGAUAAAUUUCCUGUUUUUUCAAACCGAUAGCGAUAAUAUGACGUUAAAUUUCAAGUAUGCAUCAAUCUUUUGGCAUAGCAACCCUUUCUUUCCCACGGUCUUUUAGAUAUAAAACACUAAAAUGAGGUCGAUACAUUUAAAAUACCAUCGAAGUUCUCUCGACAACACACAUACAAAUUGUUCCCGAAUAUAUUCUCGAUAAAUAGAAAUAAUAAUAAUAAUAAUAAUAAUGUUUUUGUAAUUUCCUGUUUUGUUUAAAGAAGUUUUACUGUAGUGUCUCGUCAAUGAUUGGUUUUAUAUAUUUACAAAUACAAUAAAUAUAUAUAUUUUAACAUG
Molecule: messenger RNA, 3178 nt
Organism: Chrysoperla carnea
Lineage: Eukaryota; Metazoa; Arthropoda; Insecta; Neuroptera; Chrysopidae
Gene: ebi
Product: F-box-like/WD repeat-containing protein TBL1XR1
Exons: 5
Coding region: 116-1588 (490 amino acids)
Biological process (GO): regulation of transcription by RNA polymerase II
Cellular component (GO): histone deacetylase complex
Molecular function (GO): transcription corepressor activity; protein binding
Source: RefSeq, a predicted model, not a curated record